AAACUUCCAUAAAAUUCUCUUUUCAUCCCAAUCUUCUCCCAAGAAACCCCACCCACCCCACCCCCUUUAACCCCCUCUCAUAAUUUUUCCAAUUUUUUUCCUUAUUUAACAUCGUUGCUUAUCUACUUUUUUUCAAGAAGAGUCUUGAUUUGCUCAAAACUUUUUCCUUUAUAUCAUCCCUUUUUCUUCACGUAUCUUCUACAACUAAAAGAAAGAACCCAUUUUUUCUCAUUUUCCAUAAAAAUUGGUUCUUGAAAGGAUAAAGAUUGAAUCUUUUUUGUGUUUUAUGAAAUGGGUGUUCAGUGUCAAGAAAAUAUUUUGGUUACUGGAGGAGCUGGUUUCAUUGGAACACACACUGUGGUGCAGUUACUGAAUGAAGGAUUCAAAGUUACCAUCAUUGAUAACUUUCAUAAUUCUGUGGAAGAAGCUGUUGAUAGAGUCAGAGAAUUAGUUGGUCCUCAACUUUCACAGAAUCUUGAAUUCCAUUUGGGUGAUAUUAGAAACAAAGAUGACUUGGAGAAGCUAUUUUCUAAGAAAGAGUUUGCUGCUGUGGUCCAUUUUGCUGGACUUAAGGCUGUUGGAGAGAGUGUUGUUCAGCCCUUUCUUUACUUUGAGAACAAUCUGAUUGGAUCAAUAACUUUGUAUUCAGUCAUGGCCAAGUAUAAUUGUAAGAAGUUGGUUUUUUCAUCAUCUGCGACAGUUUAUGGUCAGCCUGAAAAGGUUCCCUGUGUGGAGGAUUUUGAAUUGAAGGCUAUGAAUCCUUAUGGUCGAACAAAGCUAUUUCUUGAAGAUAUUGCUCGGGAUAUCCAGAAGGCAGAUCAAGAAUGGAAUAUCAUACUGUUGAGGUAUUUCAACCCAGUAGGAGCUCAUGAAAGUGGCAAACUCGGGGAAGAUCCAAAGGGCAUUCCCAACAAUCUUAUGCCUUACAUUCAGCAAGUCGCUGUUGGUAGAUUGCCAGAGUUGAAUGUAUAUGGCAACGACUACCCUACACCUGAUGGUACCGCGAUACGAGAUUAUAUCCAUGUUAUGGAUUUAGCGGACGGUCAUGUUGUUGCACUUCAGAGACUUCUAAGGCAGAAUCAUAUAGGUUGUGUUGCCUACAAUUUGGGUACUGGAAAAGGCAAAUCUGUCCUAGAGAUGGUUGCUGCCUUUGAAAGAGCGUCUGGAAAGAAAAUCCCGCUUAAAAUGUGUCCAAGAAGACCAGGAGAUGCCACUGCUGUUUAUGCAUCUACUGAAAAAGCUGAGAAGGAGCUCGGUUGGAAGGCAAAAUAUGGUAUAAAUGAGAUGUGCAGGGACCAGUGGAAAUGGGCAAGCCAAAAUCCCUGGGGUUACCAAUCAAAGCCUUGAUGUGUUAAAAUAAUAAUACAAGUAGCACUUGGAGGACAAAACUGUAGUCAACAUCCUAGUACUUUACAUUUUAUGCAAACAUAGAUGUAUCCAAGGACAAAAGUGUUCAUCAAUAAUAGUUGUUGAUGGUUAUGUGCUACUAAAUCCUGUUGUUGUUUUCCCUUAAUGGUUUAUGGGAACUUGAAUGUUCCUCCUAUUAUGAUCCCUUCAACCAAAUUUCUUUACUGAUUGUAAUUCAUUCAAAAAGAGUAAAUGAUCUA
Messenger RNA from Solanum verrucosum, 1607 nucleotides. Its product is annotated as bifunctional UDP-glucose 4-epimerase and UDP-xylose 4-epimerase 1-like. Gene Ontology annotation, molecular function: UDP-glucose 4-epimerase activity; RNA binding. The record is from RefSeq and is a predicted model, not a curated record. NCBI's taxonomy places the organism in Eukaryota, Viridiplantae, Streptophyta, Magnoliopsida, Solanales, Solanaceae. Bases 292 to 1347 code for a protein of 351 amino acids. Gene Ontology annotation, biological process: galactose metabolic process; rRNA processing. Gene Ontology annotation, cellular component: cytosol. The transcript has 9 exons.